Lates calcarifer (barramundi perch) is the source of this 4523-nucleotide messenger RNA. Its product is annotated as free fatty acid receptor 3. Gene Ontology annotation, biological process: positive regulation of insulin secretion; G protein-coupled receptor signaling pathway; response to fatty acid. The record is from RefSeq and is a predicted model, not a curated record. Gene Ontology annotation, molecular function: bioactive lipid receptor activity. NCBI's taxonomy places the organism in Eukaryota, Metazoa, Chordata, Actinopteri, Centropomidae. Gene Ontology annotation, cellular component: plasma membrane.
UUAGGAGGAUUAAUUAAGUCAUAGGUAAUGGACAUGACACCAAAAUACUACUGAGGUCUAACGGUAGUAAACAAAACUAAAAAAUGAAUUAAUCAUCCUCAAAAAAUAUUCUCCUGACCUGUCUAGACCUUUUUUGUGUGGACACCUUUUUUGUGUGAUCAAUUAUGGACUUUGUGUGUGUUUGUUUGACUUUUACAAAACAUUACGCAAAUAACCUGGCCUCGAUUUUAAUCAUUUACUCAUCAAGACAUUUCUGGCAUCUGAAUGAAUGUAAGUAUUUUUAGAAUUAGACAGAGCUCACGUUCACAUCUGGUGAGGCCAUUACUUUUAUCGACCAUUAGCUUUAAUGGCUAUGUUUGGCCUUGUCAUGUUGUUUGAUCAACUGACGCUGUUUGGAGCAAAAAGACGAUGGUAAUGACGUGAACUUUGACUCAUGCAGUAUACACGGUUUAGAUAAAAAACAAUAUGGUAAACAGACACUAAGCCGGGUCCUUAAGACAAUAAACCCUUGUAACUCUCACCUGCUUCAGUAGUAAUGUCUUCAAAUGGAUGUGUUUGUGUCGGUCGCUGUUUUUUUAUGAGGAUUGAGAGAGAUCUGCUUUUAAAAGAAUGUUUGGUCUGAAAGUUAUCGAAGAAACUGAGGUCUUCUCAGUUUAGAAAAAAUUCUCUAAUCAUCAGUCGUCACUACACCAUCAGUAAAUUCUACUACACUAUUUAAUACUUCAAUACUGAGACCAAGAGAUCAUUUUAAAUAAUUUUUGAGAUAAAUUUCUAAUUGCUACUUUCCCAAUUUUCCCCAAAGUAAAUUCACUAUUCAUUUAUUAUUGCUUGCAACUGUUCUCUUGCUUAAAUAUUGCUUGUUGUGUAAAACCUAGUCAUAGUUUGGUUGAGUUAGAUUUGUUAAUUUAUUGCUAGUUGUUUGAAUUUGCAAUUUUAUUUCAGCUCAAUUAAAACAGUUUGCUGUGUAAUCCUUUUUCUUACUUACUUGAUUUGUCUAUUUAUUCCUUUGGUGAUUCUUUGAACUUAAACAUACAUUUAAUACAGCUACUGUGCUGCUGUGCUAAGUUUAUCUUUGGUUUUUCAUUUAACUUGAAGAACUUGAAGGAGCCACUUUGCUGUACCACUCAAACAAUGCAUGCUGCAAAUAUACUAGAUUUGUUUCUUAAAAAACUUAAUUUUAAUUUAAUUUAAUCAUUUCAAUCAAAAGACCUCAAGUCUGUGCACAACAGACUAAAAACUCCAGGUUAUAAAUCAGAAUCAAUUAAUGGGAAGUGUAAUCAAUUACACAGUGUUUAUCUUCCCUAUAAUUACAUCAUUAUUUCCUGAACAAUUUGCCAAAAUAGAGUUUCUCAUUUGUCUCACUAGAACACACAAGGAUAACAUAGUGAGCCCUAUAUUUCUGAGACAAUGUUGGUAAUUAGUAUCAAAAACAGAAAUGGAACUAGCUACCACUGAAGUAUUUUAAUGAAACAGUGUUGGUACUGCACACUAAAUGAAUCAUACAGAUUUGGGUCUUGUUCAAUACUUUAGCAAAUAAGUUAUUAUUGAAUUUAGAAAAGGAUCACAGAGUUAUCUAUGGGAUUUUUACCUUUGUUCAACAUGACUUAGAUUGAUUAUUGACAAUCAUAGAAAUGUCCUGAACAGCCACAGUUAUAGUGACAUCUUCAUAAAAUGGCCCUAUGUCAGAAAUACUUGCUAAAACCUACUGAGUCUUCCUGGAAAACCCAACAGAGAAAACCCGUGAGACAUAAAUAAAGGCUGUGCUAAUGUCACUUUCACUUUUGGUAAUGAAUAAGGUAAAUAGGUCAUCAAUACUUUGCAAACAUUUGUGGAGAGAAGACAAGUUGUUACACACAUUUGUUUUGAAAAUUGGAUCAAUAGACAAAUCAAACAAACUAGCACUUGUGUUUUGAACAGCUGCAGGUCGUUUCUCAGAAAAACAUUUCUUGGUAUCUGUCAUUCUGCUCUGAUAAAAUGCCUCUGUGAGAAGUCGCAGUGAUUUUUCUGCUCCAUUUUCUUCACUCACUCUCUCUCGCACUCACUUUUACAAACACACACAAACUAAGGAGCUUAUUCUGCACCAUAAAACUGUGAGAAGUGCCUUCAUGCCACAAACAAGUCACUGUUUCCCAAAGCCUGAGCCCCAUCCUCUCCUCGCAUCGACCAUCAACUUCAGCACAUUUAUGACUUUACUGCCCGGCCCUCCAGUUCAUUUAGACAGCCUGGCUUAAAGGAGAUGGCCAUGUGCUUCCUGACACGCUGAAUUAUUCUGAAUCAUUUCACUUAAGGGCCCAGAUGCUACCUGUCUGUUGCCCUCCGCUGAGAGGGCAAUUAAGGCAGCCUGGUGCCUGCUAAAUGCCCCCCCUACUUCUGCAUGAGCGGAUGCGUCUCCUUAUCUGCUUCUCUGUCAUCAUGUCGUGUGCACCUCGCCCCCUUCGUGCCCACAUGCAUCAGCACCAUUGUGGCCACCGCCUCUUUUUUUUUUCUUUUUUUUAAUUUGCCCUCACCUGUCUCAGAGAUGGUGCUUCUAUUAUCAGAGUCGACUUUGAACAUGACGGAGGGAGAGACUUGGCUCUACAGCCGCUUGAUUACCAGCGUUGGAUGAGAACUUUGCUGCCAAGGAGAAUCUGCCUCUAGAGAGAUGUAGUUUAUAAAGGGUGAGGACACAAGAAUAAUCGUGCAGUUUGUUUGAUUGUCUUAGUCGAGACUUUCUUGAAUCUGAAUUUGUUUGACGAUUUCUCUUUGUCAUGGUAAAUUGGAGGACGUGCCACCUUUUUGCUGGACGUCUUGUUCCUCUCAGCAACAUCCCAAACUGAAGAGAUGCAGGUGGCUCUCGAGGAUUGCAUCGCUCUCUCCGUCUACACCUUCACCUUCCUGCUGGGCUUUCCCUCCAACCUGCUGGUCCUCUUCGUGUAUGUGCGCAAGGCCCGCAAGCGUGGCGCCACGCCCAAUGUGGUCUACGCCCUAAACCUGUGCUUGGCCAACCUGGUCCUCGUGGCGUGGCUGCCCGUCAAGGCUCUGGAGACGUUCCUUCAGGACUGGAGGCUGCCGGCGCCCAUCUGCCCCAUCUACAACUUCUUCCUCUUCUCCUCGCUGUAUGGCAGCUGCCUCUUCAUCACUGCUGUGACAGUGGGGCGUUACCUCAGCAUCGCUUUCCCAAUUAUCUACAAGAGAUACCGCCGUGCUCGAAUCUCUUGCUUCAUCAGCGUUGCCCUUUGGGUGUUGGUGCUGCUUCACCUCAGCUGUGCCCUGGUGGCUGAAGAAGGAGCUCACUUCGUCUCCAUCAAGGAUCAAACCUCAGCUUGCUAUGAAAACUUCACCACCUCCCAGUUGGAUGUUCUGCUGCCUCUGCGCCUGGAGAUGGCCAUCGUCCUGUUUCUUUUACCCCUGAUUGUGACGUCCUUCUGCACGCUGCGCUGCGUUACCCUGGUGUGGCGCUCAAAUUUGUCCCUUAUGGGAAAGAGAAGAGUCCUGACUGUCGCACUCUCCACGCUUAUAGUGUUUGUGGUGUGCUAUGCACCCUACAACGCCUCGCACGUUGUGGGGUUUGUGUUGGACAGAGAUGUUGAAUGGAGGACAUUAGCAAUGCUGACAAGCUCCUGCAAUGUUUUCCUGGAGCCUGUGGUCAUGCUGAUGCUGUCGCCAGCAGUGUCGAGGGGCAUCAUGGGAAGAAUCUGUGGACGGCAAAGUCAGUUCAGCCGAAUGGAGGGGUGUCGGCAUCGGUCUAAAACCGCCAACGGCAUUGCAAACGUCAGGACACCACCUACGCUGUCUGAGAGGAGCCAUAAGGGGGCAGAGGUGACUAAAGUGGGGACUUCUGAGAUUGUGACAAAUCCAAAAACAGAAACAGGAUAAAAUCAUUAAUGGGCAGACUGAUAGACAACAUCCUCCUCCUUACCGAUGAAGCAACAAAUAAGCUAGAUAAUAUCUCAUUGUCAAUAUGUCAUUUCAAGGCAGAAUGAUUUAAUCACAGCUGCAUCACACUGUGUCAUCAGGUUUCAACUUCCCUUCUCUCUGAACACAAAUGUAGAGUACUGAUGAGUCCUCUGUUAUGUCAGUGUUUUUGCUGGUCAGUAAAAAGGAAAUAUGAGCAAGCCUUAAAAUCCUUUUUUCUUUUUACCAAGGAGACUGCAUCUUAAAACUGGAAUAAGUGUUGUUUUUUCUCAGAUGUUAAGGCUUAUGUCGUUUAACGAGGCUGAACUUUAUGUCAGAUGAUUAGCUUGGUGACGAAUGGCUCCAUCUGGUGUCUGUCAGUUACUGUUCCAAGAUGUUACAAGGGAAUUGCUUCAAAAUAUGUCAUGUUCUUGUUUGGGAAGUGUUUAAUGUCACAAGACAGGCUGACAGUUUCCUCACAGAUGUAACUAAUAUCAUAAUUAUGGCUGAAUCUGUGUUUCAGUGCGCUGGCACACAUAAAUGGAGCAGAUCGUUACUGUCAUUAGUUACACCUGUGAUGAGUCAAAAUAUCCUCAGUGGGAUAAGAGGUAUAAAAGUAUAUCAACGAUUUGGUGUUUGAAAUGAAUCAA